This is a messenger RNA of Nicotiana tabacum (common tobacco), 1602 nucleotides long. Its product is annotated as acetyl-CoA acetyltransferase 2. Gene Ontology annotation, molecular function: acetyl-CoA C-acetyltransferase activity. NCBI's taxonomy places the organism in Eukaryota, Viridiplantae, Streptophyta, Magnoliopsida, Solanales, Solanaceae. Gene Ontology annotation, biological process: fatty acid beta-oxidation. Gene Ontology annotation, cellular component: mitochondrion. The record is from RefSeq and is a predicted model, not a curated record.
CCCUGCUCCCUGUCCACCCCCACCCCCCCGCUCAAAUACCCCUACUCCUACUCGCCAUCUAUAUAUAUCCGCAGUUUCUGUUGGACCUUCGUAUUUGUAGUUUUUUCUUGCUCUCUGUCUUUGUGCUUUCCUCCAUUGACGCUCAGAGACAUCCAUCUUUAUACAUAUUCACAAUGGCUCCAGCUGCAGCAGACUCCAUCAAGCCUAGAGAUGUUUGCAUUGUUGGUGUUGCCCGUACUCCAAUGGGAGGCUUCCUUGGUUCUCUUUCUUCGCUGUCAGCGACCAAACUUGGAUCAAUAGCCAUUGAGGGUGCUCUUAAGAAAGCUAAUGUUGAUCCAUCACUAGUAGAAGAAGUAUUCUUUGGGAAUGUCCUCAGUGCAAACCUGGGACAGGCUCCUGCUAGGCAAGCAGCAUUAGGUGCAGGAAUACCCAAUACAGUAGUUUGUACAGCUGUGAACAAAGUCUGUGCAUCUGGGUUGAAAGCAACUAUGCUUGCAGCUCAAAGUAUCCAGUUGGGCAUCAAUGAUGUUGUGGUGGCUGGUGGAAUGGAAAGCAUGUCCAAUGUUCCGAAAUACAUUGCAGAAGCAAGGAAGGGAUCUCGUCUUGGACAUGAUAGUCUUGUUGACGGAAUGCUUAAAGAUGGUUUGACUGACGUAUAUAAGGAUUGUGGUAUGGGAGUUUGUGCAGAAAUAUGUGCCGAAAAUCAUAAAAUCACAAGAGAGGAGCAGGAUGACUAUGCAGUUCAAAGUUUUGAACGUGGCAUCGCUGCUCAGGAAGCUGGUGCUUUUGCAUGGGAGAUUGUGCCGGUUGAGGUGCCUGGGGGAAGAGGAAAACCAUCCAUUAUUGUUGAUAAGGAUGACGGUCUAGGAAAGUUUGAUGGUGCAAAAUUGAGAAAACUCCGACCAAGUUUUAAGGAAAAGGAUGGUACUGUGACUGCUGGUAACGCUUCUAGCAUAAGUGAUGGAGCUGCUGCAUUGGUCUUAGUAAGUGGAGAGAAGGCGAUAAAACUUGGACUAAAUGUGAUUGCAAAGAUCAGUGGCUAUGCUGACGCUGCUCAGGCACCUGAAUUAUUCACAACUGCACCUGCUCUAGCAAUUCCAAAAGCUAUCAAAAGUGCUAGCUUAGAGGCUUCUCAAAUUGACUACUAUGAAAUUAAUGAAGCUUUUGCUGUGGUAUCUCUUGCAAAUCAAAAGCUGCUUGGUCUUAAUCCAGAAAAAGUUAAUGUACAUGGUGGAGCUGUAUCUUUGGGGCACCCUCUUGGAUGCAGUGGAGCUCGUAUAUUGGUUACACUUCUUGGGGUAUUGAGACAGAAAAACGGCAAAUAUGGCGCUGCUGGUGUUUGCAAUGGCGGAGGAGGUGCCUCAGCCCUUGUCCUAGAGCUUGUGUAAUCCUUGUUGGCUUUUGGUUACAUGAUGCUUGCAACGGAUUAGAACCGGCAGUGCGCCUUCAGCUAGAGAUGAUUGUGCAACCUGUUUUUUUUUUUUUUUUUUUUUUUGGUUCUUAUUUUUUCUUUUUCCUUGUUAGUGUUCUUUCAAGUUGUAUUCUUCCUAAAUAAAUGAAAGUUGCUUCUUCAGAAUUAGCGACAGAUCUCCCCUCUCCCAA